UGAGGUUGCACAGAUCUUUGUAAUGUUGCUAUGUUUUUAGGACAAUGACACUCUCUGGAUUGCACCCACUCCACCCUUGCCCUUUCUGUUGCUGUAUCCAUUUAUCCCUUUUCCGUCCUAUCUCUUCAGAGUCAUGACUUCUAAGUCCAAUCCCUCCACAAUUCUGCAGUGAAUGUGCCAGACUUCAUCUAGAUCAGUGCUCCUCCCUCUAUCACACAUGCAUAUAUCUGAAUAGUUAAGUAUGGAAAUACUUUCAAUUUGGUGUGCCUGCCAACAAGAUUUCCCUGGAGCACAUAAAACUACCUUGCAGGUAAACAUAGUUGUGGGCAGCUGGUUGAACCUGCUCCUCUCAAUUUGUUUUUGCUUUGGUGCUGGCAGUGCAGUAGUUCAAAGCCCUGGAGUGCAAGGCCCACUUGUGGUGGUUCUUCAUAUGCUGGCCUUACACAUAUUAUUUGUAUUUUCCACUAAGGAUGCCAUAUGCAGUUGCCUUUCUCUAGGAAAAAGUCUUACUAAGUCAAGUCAUUGGCUAAAUCUCCCUGCAACUGAAUGUUUCAUUAUGGAGUGAUAAUUUGCACCUGCUCAUUUUUAAGCCAGUCGGUGUGCAAUACCAUGUGUUAUGUGGCUUCAUUUGCAUGUUCUUUGAUAAGUCCCUGCCUACGUUACAGGCGUGUGAGAAAAUAAAACCUUACUACAACAGGCUGAUAACAUGUACAACUGUGUAAAAAUAAGUAACGGAAGGAGAGAAGAAAAGAGUUAAGUGAGGGCCUGUGAGUCUUUACUGGGGUGGCUCUUGAAACAGGUUAGAGAACUGAGGACAUGCAGAGCACCUGCUUCCAGCAGCAAACACUGCAGGAGAAGUCUGCGUUGGUGAUAGAAAAUUACAUAGAAGAACAGAAGGCAAAGCAGUGCAUGUGUUGAGGGGUAAAGUCUGAAGCAGAUAAGAACGACACUGUAGUGAGAUCUGAAAACGGCACUCAUUCUGAAAAACCUCACUCUGACCAAUUUCUUAGGUUCCACAAAACUGUUUUGCUUAGGAGUUAUUCAAGGUAAAAGGGGAGGCAUAUAGUAAAUCAGCAUCUUUAAAUGAGUUCCCGGAACACACACUUAUUGGCAAAGAGAAGUACUGGCCUUAAGAAAAUCAGUGUGAUCCAGUAAUCUUUUAAGACCUUGACAGCUGCCUAAAUGCAGCAUUAGCAUUGUCUGGGGAAAUAAUCGGAGAAGGCUUAGAGGAAACUAUCUCUUACAAAGAUAGGGCAGUUUAUAGAGAAAGUAAUUUUAAUGUAAGUUUCACAGAAAUUUCACAGAAUAUUCUGACUUGGAAGGGACCCACAAGGAUUAUUGAGUCCAAUUCUUAAGUGAUUGACCCAUACAGGGAUCAAACACACAACCUUGGUGUUAUUAGCACCAUGCUAUAAGCAACUGAGCUAAUCUCAGGUUAGAUUCUACUGCACCAAAUGGAAAGUGUUUUCCAUCCUAUUUUCAAAGUUCCAGUGGCAAGUAGCCUGGGAAAGAAAAAAAAGAAACCUGUAUUCUCCAUCUCUACUGUACACUUGCUCAACAAUCAUGAAGUCAUGUCCUAGACCAGAGGCAAAGAGAGAGGCGAGGGGUGAUGCAACACCCAACCUGGAAAAUUCUGAUUCCAAACAGCAUCUAAGGACCAUUGCUUAGGAUUGAGGAAGUUCUUCAUCACAAUCCAUGGCAAAUAGCAGUUGCAGAGUUCUUGAAUGAAUGAGAGGAAAAAGGUGACAAUACAUCUGUAUAUACUAUUAGUAAGAGAGCCAUUAUAAUAUAAUAUAGUGCUGCUUUUAAAAGGUUGUUGGAAAACCUGGAAGAUUCAACAGUGGUAAGAAUGAUUCAUGGUAUGGAAGAACCUGAUUUUCAAAGAGCAAUCACGGAAGUUCAUUCCAUUAAGUUUAACAAACAUAAGUUUAAAGAUUGCUUAAAUUUUGGCUGUAGUUACCAAUACAAGGACAGAUUAUCUAGUAUUUCAGCACUUUCUAAUUUAGUUAUCAUAUGAAACCACUGCAUUGCAAGCCUGAACUCUUUGCUCCUUAAGAGGUGCAGAGAAUCCUGACUGGACUUGGUACUGUGGGAAAAGCUGGUCUUGAGUGUAUAUGUCAGAAAAUUUGCUGGCACCCUGGAUAGUGGAUGAAACAUAAUAUUGACUUUGGUAACUUCACAGAUGUUUUCUGAAGGAAUCCAACACUAAUAUUCCUCAAGGUCUAUCUGCUAACAAAUGAGAAAGACACAUCCUAAUUGCAUUCAGCAGUGGGGUUCAGUUUUAAAGGUGCCAAAUUUGGUGGGCAGCCUCUUUCAGAAGAGAGCUGUUGUCACACUCUGUGAUAUGAAUGCACAGUAGACUAAAGGCGCCUUUACUGACUUUGAAGAAGCAGGCUGAAAGGUCAAUUUUCUCGUUCUAGAGCUAUUUUUAUCUUAAAAAUCUCAGGAUAAGCUUGCUUCCCCAGAGCUGCUGGUAGCAGGAGAUAGUAUUAUGGGUUCUACUGCCUGAGUAGUAAUCAAUGUCCUGUGUAUAGUCCUCUGCCAUGCUAGUCAAACAGAUCAAGUUGUUGGAGAUUUUCUUCCUUAAGGAAUUGUACAAAGACAUUCUACCAUAACCCUCCAACAGCAGUUACUUUGGUCUGAAACUCUUAGGAAACAGAAAAUCCCAAAAUUCAGUUAAUCUUCCUGCUUAAUAUAUGGCACAUAAAUUCAGCAGAACAAUUCAUUGUGAUGUGAAAAAGUAUUCGAGGUACUUCUGAGUACAGGAUAAGAUCCCUUACUCUACCAGGUUUAGCAUUACAGGAGAUGUUUUCCCAUUCCUGCAGUGAUGUGCUAUUCAGGGUAUGUAGGCAUUAAUCUGUAUAAACUCUGAGGAAGGGGUGGAGAUCCCACAACCAAAAACAUCCACAAUUAAGGGCAGUUACGCUACCUUCAAGCAGCUGGAAAGCUGUGGUUGGCUUGAAAUAACAUUUCUCCCAUAACCAGCAGCUCUUCCAGGUUUUUCAGUGCUCACCACCCUGUUGCUGCUUACCCUCCCCCCCACCCACCCCCCCCCCCCCAGUGGUUGCCCAGCAAAAUAUCAGAAAGGCUACUUUGAUAUUUUUUUAAACCGUGGAAGCUCUGGACUGCAGAACCAGCUGCAAAAGAGGUCCAGGCACAGCUAUAAAUGUCACGUUUCAGAGCACAGCAAAGCAUUCCUAGCAAUGGCCAUGCGUUCUCCUGCAGAAAACGGAGCUGGAAGUGGAGAGCCAGAAUUGCCACACUGCUGUUGACUAAACAGAUGCUGUCCAUAUGUUGGAUGCAUCAGCUAGCUGGGGCCUAGGAAAAGCUGCAAUAGUUCUGGCUUCCCUUUUCUCCCGUCCAGCGUGGGCACAGUAAGUAUCACAGGUGCUAAAUUAGAGGAUAAACAAAGAGAUAAGCAGCCAUUCAAGGGUGAAACCGUUUCGGAAGUGAUAGUGGUAAUUCAAGAAAUUUUUUGCAAUGGCUUCAGGCUUCACUUGCCAGACCUUUAUUCUCCUAAGCAAAGUUUAUUCUUUCACAUGAUGGAUUCUGUUAACCAUACACACACAAAGUUCUUGUAUAACUAACCUGAACCUUCGACUUUAAAUGCUCUGCCAAGUCCCUUACAAGCCCCCUUUCUCUUGAGGCAGAAGAUACAUUAUACUCAGUAAUGGAGCAAAACAACAACAGUGUAGAAGAUUUCUCCUUGAAUGUCUUUUCUGUUACUCCUUGUCAGACAAACAGAUCUGAUGCCCUGGUGUCAGACGGGGAUAAAGCUGGCACCACUCUGCUCUUUUCAGGUGUGUUUUUGGGACUGGUGGGGAUCACUUUCACCGUGAUGGGAUGGAUAAAAUACGAUGGCAUUACUCACCUGGAAUGGACUCAGUUACUAGGACCUAUUCUGCUGUCUGUUGGGGUGACUUUUAUUCUGAUCGCUGUUUGCAAAUUUAACAUGCUCACAUGCAAGCCCUGUAAAGAAAGAGAGGAAAAUGUGUCAGACCUCGACCAGUCUGCAAGCGGGCAGUCCUUUGUCUUCACCGGCAUUAACCAGCCUAUAACUUUUCAUGGUGCCACAGUGGUACAGUACAUCCCUCCACCGUACCCAUCCCAGGAAGGCAUUCCUGUGAGUCCCAGCUACCUUCACCCAGUGCUUAGCUGCUGCAGUGCUGUUUCCUCCAGUGCCUCUCCAGUUCCCACCCCAGGCUCUCCUCACUUCUGCCCUGCUUACCCUCUGGAUAACCUGGCUUUUACUGGAGAUGAGAACUACACCACUUAUCCUGCAGAGAAUACCAGGAAUCACAGGUCAGAGGACAGUUCUAAUGAGCCAGAAGAACUGGGGGAAGACUGUAAUAACUUGUCACCUCCACCUUAUGAGGAAAUAUACCCACUGUCUUCAUGAAAUCACCAUGGGCAACAGAUGACAAUUCUAAGAAAUGCCAACAUGAAACCCAGAAAAUCUUUUCUUUAAGCACUUGUGUGAUAAGCAAGUGUGAGCAAGAUCUUGGUAUUGAUACACAGUUCGGUAUCACUGAAGAUAUUUAUCCAAUCCCUUCUUUUUCUCUGUCAAAAUUCAUUAGCCCUUUGUGAUGCAGUUUAAUAGCAAAACUAUUAAUAGCAAAGCUAUUAAACUCAGGGAUCUAAGUCCCUAUUAGGACUCCCCAGUAAGAAGCUUGAUUGCUCCUGGACAUUCAGCAUCACUGGAAAACAUUUGACUUAUUCUUGAUAUAUUUUUACUCUUGAUUGCUUGGGAAACUUCAAAAGUGCUCAAGUGUCUGAUCCAUGAAAGUGCAUAUUAUAUCUUAAUUCUGUCUGAUUCUUUAGACUAGCUUACUCAUUAAUAAGUCCAGUCUACAAAUUAGACUCCCUCUGCUUGGUUUAUCUGCACAACCCAGUCCUGUAGCACAGCUCAGUCCUGUAGGCAUUUUUGGGGCACCCUGCUUAAACCAGAACAUCUCAGAACAGAGAAAAUACAAAUAGUGACUUCUGCCCACUUUACACAGAUCUCUAAGAGAUCUUGCAUGCGUCAAAUUCAGUUCCCUUCUCCACCUGCUGGGAUGCCAAGCACUGUCUCCCACCAGAAGUCCAAAUAAUAACUACUAGGUUAAUGUCUCUAAAGAAAACGGCACCUUUCUGAAGCCUCAACAGGGGUGUGUGGUCCUACCACUGUUAAGGACUUUGACAAUCACAGCUUCUACCUGCUGCACCCUCACUCUGUGGUAGAGCACACAACUCAGUCUGUAGGUUUCUCCAGAGCAUUCAGGCAACUAUGGGCCGCAGUGAACUUUCUUGUGCAAGUUCAGUUUUCAAGAUCAACAUGGUUCCAGGCAUUGUAUCCACAACAAUGUAUUAGCUCAGUUGGUUAGAGCACAGUGCUAAUGAAUACCAAGGUUGUGGGCUGGAUCCCUAAAUGGGCCUUUCAUUCAAGUGUUGGACCUGAUGAUACUUGUGGGUCCCUUCCAACUCAGAAUAUUCUGUGAUCCUCUGAAGUGUAUUUACAGCUGCAUCUAACAAAGAAUGUGACAUAUAAGCUCUGAAAUUUUGCAAUCCAGAAUGAAGGUCCAAAAAAACUUUGCUCAGGGACUGUUUAAACCCCAGAGCAAUGAGAUUGCUGUGAGUCUCUAUGUUUUUAUUUUGUAUUUCCACACUCUGUGCCUAGAAGUGCCCUGACACAGCUGGACAAGCCAGUAUUUCCCUAUGCAGAAUCCUGUCAGGUUUGCCUGUCUGCCUCAAAGGGCUCAACCCAAAAGCUGUUCUUAGCCCUCUCUUGCACGAGUGGACAUCACACAAAAUGCUCUAGAGGUAAUGGUCACCAAAUGGUCAUCCAAAGUAACCAAGUGGUGCACUGCUGUUGGGCCUGUGGGCCAGUCUCCAAGCCUGGCCUAGCACAGCUAAAAGCAGGUGCCCAUUAUGGAAUGGAUCAACUUUCUCUUACUUGUCAACGCAGCUUUCUCAGCUCUUGCCAGAUUUCAUCUGUGAUUGAUCUCAUUCCUAAGGGCUGGAGAAGCUUGGCACUUGAGCACUGACAGUUGCAUACCAACCGGAUGUAUCUGACAGCUUGAAGUCAUGGAGUUUCCAUGCAGCCUCCCUAGGCUCUGGGUGGAGUGGUGCAUUCAGAACAUUGUCCAGUUGCAUGGAGCUGCCGGUGCACACCAACCUCCUUGUCCUGUAUACAUAGAGGUUGCCAAGAAAAAAGCAUUUUUGGAGGGACAAAAGCCAACCACUGCACUCCACAGUGGUGGACAGAUGCUGACAGAGGUCAUAUUUGAGUCACAAAAUGUAAACUGACUCAAAGCUGGAUUAGCAACUGAAGCAGCAACUACGAAACAGUGACUACAAACUAUGUGCGGGGUUUUUCUCACUAGAGAAGUAUGGGGCGUGCUGGUUUUCAGCAGCGAUGGCUGGAGUUAGCAGGUAGGCACGUGUGGUUGGAGAAAGGGAGGCAUGCUGUUUUCAGUAUGAUCUCUAUGGGAUUGAGUGAGAGAACAGAUGAUCUAAAAAUAAAUGCAAGUUUCUCUUAUGGAAGUCUCUUACUCCUCUUCCAGAAUUUACGCAGAGGUGAACUCAUCCUCCCUCCACAGCAGGAAACUGGAAGGUCCCAAAUCCCCAGUUAGUUCCACAUGGACAGAUCCCUGCACUUAGCACGUAGUUCUGCUGACUCCAGCAAGCACUGCAAUAGCACAGAGGUCAGGCUUGAUGGAUCCAAUUGCAGGACUAGGGUCAAAAUUUCUACUCAGUCACCCUCCCCCACAACAGGAAAAUUCCUUCAGUCAGAAACCACAGACUUUUCCUGCUGCUCUUCCUUCCCGUGUACAUGGCAUAAAUGUGUUUCAUGGGGUAAUCAUAUCUUUAUUGCAUCAAAUCAUACUGUCAGAGUAAAUGAAAAAACCUAGAAGGUUGCACUGUGGACUCCAUAUUUAUUUUAAAGUUUAGUUCUGUAGACUCUAAAUUCAUUGUGAGAGUCCUCAGUUUCUUUUUGAAGAGAAGACUGAAUAUUGAAUUUAAAUAGCUACAUAUUAAAAUGAUCUUGACCGAUCAGAUGAAUUCU
Messenger RNA from Pseudopipra pipra, 7045 nucleotides. RefSeq names its product transmembrane protein 174 (gene TMEM174). The record is from RefSeq and is a predicted model, not a curated record. Lineage: Eukaryota; Metazoa; Chordata; Aves; Passeriformes; Pipridae. Bases 3671 to 4399 code for a protein of 242 amino acids. The transcript is spliced from 2 exons.